Molecule: messenger RNA, 2478 nt
Organism: Eutrema salsugineum
Lineage: Eukaryota; Viridiplantae; Streptophyta; Magnoliopsida; Brassicales; Brassicaceae
Product: transcription factor BIM1
Exons: 12
Coding region: 579-2216 (545 amino acids)
Biological process (GO): DNA-templated transcription
Molecular function (GO): protein dimerization activity; DNA-binding transcription factor activity
Source: RefSeq, a predicted model, not a curated record
UCUCAUUUCCUCUCAAAACCGAGAGAGAAAGAGAGAGAGAAGAGAGAGAGAUAGAGGGAGUGAGAGAGCUCUCUGGCUGAUCUUUUUUUACCCGAUCAGAUCGAAGAGUUUUAUCUCGAAAUUCGAACUUUCUGUGUGGUUGCUCUGACCAAGAGAUCCAAGCUUCACACAAUUGUCGUUGAUUCAUUCUCGUAAAGAUCUAUCGAAUCCCAGAAUUUGCUGAUUACACGAGUUUCACGUCGAAUUCUGGAGAAUUGGCGAGGAAAACUUGCAGCGGAGGCUGGUUUUGGCUAAAUCGACCAGGAUUUUAUCGAAAUUCUAGGAGUUUUCUCGUGAAAAAGCGACUGAGAAAGCAUAAUUCAGCGACUUUCGAGCUCAAUUCCUCUUCUACAAGGAUCGGAGAAGGCGAAUCUCGUGAAUUAGCAUACAGAUCUGAGUUGGUAGCUACAGAAUUCCGUCGAAUUCCAGAGGAAUCAAGCCAAAAUUUUGCGAAGAAGUAUCCGAGAAAGACGCAGAAUCGUGAUAAUUCCCGCGCGCAGAGGAUAAUUCAAAAUCAAGAACUGUCGAAGCUUCUGUUGAUGGAACUUCCUCAACCUCGUCCCUUCAAAACCGAAGGGAGAAAACCAACACAUGAUUUUUUAUCGCUCUGCAGUCAUUCAACCGUCCAGCCAGAUCCAAAGCCAACACCUUCUUCUCAAGGUAGCUACUUGAAAACCCAUGAUUUUCUUCAACCGUUAGAAUGUGUUGGUGCUAAAGAAGAGGCAAGUAGGAUCAACACUACAACUACAGCGUCCGAGAAACCACCGCCGCCUGCACCACUGCAGCAUGUGCUUCCCGGUGGUAUAGGGACUUACACAAUCAGCCCCAUUCCUUACUUUCAUCAUCAUCAUCAUCAUCAGAGAAUUCCUAAGCCGGAGUUGUCACCACCGAUGAUGUUCACUGCUGGUGCGCAAGGGAGUGGUGGUAACGAGAGAAACGUUGUGGACGAGAAUUCAAACUCUAAUUGUAGCUCGUACGCUGCUGCAGCAAGCGGGUUUACUCUGUGGGAUGAAUCUCGUUCUGGGAAGAAGGGACAGACAAGGAAGGAGAAUAAUGUUGGGGAGAGAGCAAACAUCAGAGCUGAUGUUGCAACAACUAUGGGACAGUGGCCAGUAGUGGAACGACAGUCCCAAUCUUUGACAAAUAACCAUUUGAGCGGUUUCAGUUCUCGCUCUUCCUCUCAAGGGUCUGGACUAAAGAGCCAGAGCUUCAUGGACAUGAUAAGAUCAGCGAAAGGAAGUUCACAGGACGAUGAUCUAGAUGAUGAAGAAGAUUUCAUCAUGAAGAAAGAAAGCUCAUCCACUAGCCAGAGCCAGAGAGUGGAUUUGAGAGUAAAAGCAGACGUGAGAGGCUCUGGUAACGAUCAAAAGCUGAACACGCCUAGGUCCAAACAUUCUGCUACAGAGCAACGAAGGAGGAGCAAGAUCAAUGAUAGAUUUCAAAUGUUGAGACAACUGAUACCUAACAGCGACCAAAAGCGGGACAAGGCCUCCUUCUUACUAGAGGUUAUCGAGUAUAUUCAAUUCUUACAGGAGAAAGCAAAUAAGUAUGAGACCCCUUACCAGGGAUGGAAUCACGAACCUGCGAAGCUAUUGAACUGGCAGAGAAACAAUCAACAGCUAGUACCUGAAGGAACCGUUGCUUUUGCUCCUAAGUUGGAAGAAGAGAAGAGCAACAUUCCGGUUUCAGCCCUUGCAACAGCACAAGGCGGAACUAUUGAUCAAUCAGAAACAUUGAACCGAGCAAUGCCAACGACCACUCCAUUUCCUAUGUCAGUUCAAAGCAACAGUUUAUUCUCUCCUGUAAUUGCGGGUAACCCCGUAACUCAGUUCCACACAAGAGUCGCAUCAUCUGAAACCGUAGAGCCUAGCCCGAGUUCUCGGAGUCUGACUCAGCCAUUGAAAGAAGAAGGAGAAGAAGAAGAUGAGGAAGUUCAUGAGGGUAACAUCAGUAUAUCAAGUGUUUACUCACAAGGGUUAGUGAAAACACUAAGAGAAGCACUGGAGAAUUCAGGAGUGGACUUGACGAAAGCAAGCAUCUCCGUUGAAAUCGAGCUUGCUAAACAAUCCUCUUCCUUCAAGGAUCAUGAAGUUCGUGAACCGAUUUCUCGAUCCGGAAACGACGACGUAAGGCAAACUCGGAAACCAAAACGGCUCAAGACGAACAAUAGAAGUUAAUAUUUUGAGACCCAAGACUAGUGAGACACACGGUUCUGCUAACCGCAUUUUAGACUGUAAUCACAAAUCUUCUGUGGGAUUUUGUUUUUGCUUUUGAGGAAUAUCAUUAAGGGGAAGGCUUAUCCAUGUUUUCUGGACGCUUCCUCUGAUUAGUGAAGUCACUCUUCACUCUAUUAUAAAGUCAUCAUCUCACAUUUUUUAGCAAUUUUUGUAUCUUACCUCUUUUUUUUUUUUGGAUAUUGGUUUCAAAAGUGAUAUUUAU